AUGUCAACCAGUAUUCACGAAGAGACGCACGCAAACCGUGCUGCAGGAUCAGUUGAGAAAUUCUUCAAUCAAAAUCACUCAGUACAAGUCGUUAUAUUGCAAUGGGUUGAUAUUUGUGGAAUUAUAAGGACCAGAUUACUCCCUGCUUCACGAUUCAGGAACCUCGUGAGAUCUGGUGGUCACCUUGAUUGUGCCCCGUUGGAUACACUCGUACCUACAACCGCUGAAUUCAUCCCUCAAUUAUUCGCUCUUUUCAACGGUAAGGGCAAGAUAUACCCUGAUGUUUCCUCGAUCCGAACUAUGAAGCAUGAUGCAUCCGGAAUCGGCAAUGCAGCUCGUUGCGUUGGUACUGUGGAUUUUCAGAAUACUGAUGCCCGACUCCUCUUGGAUGACAUUGUCAAAAAGGCUGGAGAGUCUCGCGGCUUGAAGUUCCUUGUUGGCAUUGAGUUGGAAUUCUGUCUUCUCGUUCCAGGAACCCUUGAAGCAGCUGAACCUGCAAAGCCGGGAGUGGCUGGUACUUUGGGUACUCUCCGCUCCAAAGUCUGGCCUAUACUCAACGAAAUUAUUGUUGCCUUCGGUGAAGCAGGUAUUGAAGUUCAGCAGGUGAUAAAAGAGUACGGUACAUCGGCCUAUGAAGUUGCCCUCCCUCCUCUUCCUCCCAUUGAAGCCGUGGAUACCUAUUACUACGCCAAAGAAUUAAUCCAGAAUGUGGCACACAAGUAUGGAAUUCUUGCCACCUUCUAUCCGACACCAUACGACGGAGAACAGGGUCAGAAGAGCGGACAGCAUAUUCACAUCUCGACAACCCCAACUGAGGAGAAUAAAGACUGGAACCCUGAUGACACCCUGGCGGGCAUAUUGAGCCAUAUCCCUGCACUCAUGGCAUUGGGCAUGUGCCAGGUUGACUCUUAUGAGAGAGUCAAUAUCGGUAGAAUGUGUACCGGCGGUCUUGUGGGAUGGGGUGACAAUAAUCGAGACAUGCCUGUCAGAAGAGUCACCAAGAACCACUGGGAGAUCCGUGUCAACGACGCUACCUCGAACUCGUAUGCCAUGGUAGCCGCGAUCAUUGGUGCCGCCCUCGACUCGAAGCCUCUUACAAUCGCAAACGCAGCUGAAUUCACAUUGAUGUAUUCCGAUGAAGAAAGAGAGAAAAUGGGACUGACAAAACUUCUUCCGACGUCUCUUGAGGCUGCACUGACGGAGCUGGAAGAUGACAGAGCUUGGGCAGAUAGUGUUCUUGGUCAAGAGUAUAUCGACUGGUUCCUUGCACUAAAGCGGGUAGAGAUGAAUACUUCUUCAAAGAUGGAGACCAAAGAAAGAAGAUUACAUAUGCUCAGCUUCUUCUAA
Messenger RNA from Fusarium oxysporum Fo47, 1347 nucleotides. RefSeq lists its product as uncharacterized. Gene Ontology annotation, molecular function: glutamine synthetase activity. The transcript is spliced from 2 exons. Bases 1 to 1347 code for a protein of 448 amino acids. The record is from RefSeq and is a predicted model, not a curated record. NCBI's taxonomy places the organism in Eukaryota, Fungi, Ascomycota, Sordariomycetes, Hypocreales, Nectriaceae.